AUGAAGCUCAACCGGGUUCGCCGCCGCUGCCGUGAUCUGCUGAAAGUCGACAGGCUAGUCAAACUGCCCGACGAUGUGCUGCUCAACAUCCUGGAGAGGGUGGGCACGUUGGACGCCGUCAGGACCUGCGUCGUCUCCAAGCAAACGCUCAACCUGCCGGCCUUGCUCUCGCAGAUCGUCGUCGACCUCAGCGAUCUUGACCUACACCGGAAGAACCGUGGCGUGGCCGACAUGACCGACAAGAUCCUCAGCACGAGGUCUCCACAGAUCCCCAUCCGCAGCCUCAAGCUCAGGUUCAUCAUGAGAGGCGACGACCAUCUCAAGAUCGGCAGGGCCGUCGCCCUCGCCAUGGCCACGCAGAAGAUCGACGCCGCAGAGUUCGAGAUCCUGACCAAGGACAUCUAUUAUAGGCGCACCGAUGCCGAUCUCCUCGACUCCGCGAAGCUGUUCAACAAUUUUAUCGGCGAGUGUCCGGACGCGUUUGCCGGCCUCACGCGGCUGCAUCUGCAGAACCUGAGGUUCGGUGAAUCAGACAUACCCAACAUCCUAGCCACCUGCAAACGGCUCGAGUCGUUGCGUUUGCUCCGGUGUGACGCGCGGAAACUCCCGGUGCUGCACGUAGAGCACGCCAGACUCGUAGAGCUUACACUCGCCUAUGCAAAAUUCUCAACGGUGGAGCUCGGCUGUCUACCCAAGCUUCGACGGAUGACCUUGCAUAGAUGGAUAUUUGAUAACCUAGACAAUCCCUUGAUUUUGGGCUAUGUCCCUCAGCUCUCCAAGCUAACUCUGGCGCAUGCGUUCAUUAUAAACAGGACCCUCAAGCUGAGCCAGCUGCUUGUUAAUGUUCCCUCAAUCAGUGACCUGCACCUCGAUUUUCAAAGUGAAAAGGUUUGGGUUCUACCGGAAUGCCCUAAAGUGCUUGCACCUGUGCUCGGCAAACUACGGCGCAUGAAUCUUAACAAUCUUCCCGAGGAAUGUGACAUCUCUUGGACAAUGUUCCUUCUUGAAGCCGCGCCAUCCUUAGAGGAGCUUUGCAUCACAGUAUGGGAUCAUAAAUGCCAAUUGGAGUCGCAAAAAAGUUACUACCAGAAAACCGAUGUGAAGUGGGAGCCAUCUACUCCUGAUUUCAAGCACAAUAAUCUUUCCAGACUAACUAUCUACGGCUUCCAGCCCAACGACAACUUCAUGGGAUACGUCAGGCGCGUCAUUGAAGCUGUGGAGAACAUCAAGGAGGUAUCUCUACACGACAGGAAGGUGUGCGAGCACUGCGUUGUCAAGUUCCCUCAUCUCGGAGUCCGUCCUUGGAGUUGUCCACGGACCAGCGAGGAGGUGGAUUCAUUCAGACUGGAGAUCGCAGAGGUGAUCAAGGGGAGGGCCAUGGCGGUGGCUUCCACUCACAAAAUCCGCCAUGAUAUUUGGGUUCAACGGGAAUGCCCAAAAUUGCUUACUCGUGUGGUACUGCUCGCCAAACUACGGUUUGUGAAUUUGGACAAUCUUUCUGAAGAAUGUGAUAUCGCCUGGACAAUGUUCCUUCUUGAUGCUGCACCAUCUCUAGAAGAGCUUCGCAUCACGAGUGCCAAAGGAAGUCGCAUCACGGUAUGCGAGGAGGUGGAUUCGUUGAGGAAGAAGAUCAUAGAGGCGAAGGAGAAAGUGGACUCAUUGAGGAAGAAUGUCAUACAGGUGAUCAAUUCAAGGUAA
This is a messenger RNA of Aegilops tauschii subsp. strangulata, 1698 nucleotides long. Its product is annotated as F-box/LRR-repeat protein At3g03360-like. Gene Ontology annotation, molecular function: protein binding. The record is from RefSeq and is a predicted model, not a curated record. Lineage: Eukaryota; Viridiplantae; Streptophyta; Magnoliopsida; Poales; Poaceae.